This is a messenger RNA of Orussus abietinus, 1444 nucleotides long. RefSeq names its product homocysteine S-methyltransferase-like. The coding region runs from base 206 to 1183 and encodes 325 amino acids. The transcript has a single exon. Gene Ontology annotation, molecular function: zinc ion binding; S-adenosylmethionine-homocysteine S-methyltransferase activity. Lineage: Eukaryota; Metazoa; Arthropoda; Insecta; Hymenoptera; Orussidae. The record is from RefSeq and is a predicted model, not a curated record. Gene Ontology annotation, biological process: S-methylmethionine cycle.
UCUCUAGUUUGUAGAGAUGGCAGCACUAUAGCACGACACAAAAUUGUUUCGUGAACGCACUUUAACCUACUUUUUAUUAAAGGGGAAAAAAGUCAUUUGAAAUAAGCAAAACACUCCCGGCUUUUUCGGCGAUUUGCGACGCAUAUUAAAGACGACUAAUUCACGGGUUCAAAUGAGGUGAAGGGAGGCGUCUACGGCAGCCAGAAUGUCGGACGUCAAGAUACUCGAUGGUAGUUUUUCCUCACAAUUAUCGACUCACGUGGGCGAGAGAAUCGACGGCGACCCGCUAUGGACAGCGAGAUUCCUCGCGACAAAUCCUGCAGCCGUCCAGGCCACUCACCUGGAUUAUUUACGAGCAGGUUCUGAUAUAAUAGAGACUAACACGUAUCAAGCCUCGAUCGGUGGUUUCGUUCGAUACCUAGGCCUUGGACAGGAGGAAAGUCUGCAAUUGUUUCACGAUGCGGUGAAGCUUGCCAAACGAGCAGUGCAGCAGUACAAGGAAGAGAUUGACGGUAACGACAAUAUUAUAAAUACCGAGCCAGCGAUUGCAGGUUCUUGCGGCCCAUAUGGAGCUGCCCAGCACGAUGGUUCCGACUACACCGGACUGUACGCGCCAGACGUUACAUCAGAAAUUAUGGCCACCUGGCAUAGGCCUCGCAUCGAAGCGUUAAUCAAGGCUGGAGUCGAUCUAUUGGCUAUCGAGACGAUACCCAAUAUGCAGGAAGCUAUGACGUUGGUUAACUUACUCAAGGAAUAUCCAGAUACAAAGGCCUGGCUCUCGUUCUCGUGUAGCGACGAUGGAAAGAGUCUAGCAGAUGGUAAUAGCUUCCAAGAGGUUGCUUUACAUUGCUGUCAGAGAGCUUUGCCUGGACAGUUGGUUGCUGUAGGAGUGAAUUGCCUUUCCCCUAAGACAGUUGCCCCACUGCUGAAGGGAAUCAAUGCAAGAUCGAAUAAGAGGGAGGCAAUUCCAUUAGUGGUGUAUCCAAAUAGCGGUGAGAAAUAUACCGCUUCGGAAGGUUGGAAAAUGGAACCUAAUAAUCAGCCUUUGGAAAGUUUUGUUAAGGGAUGGCUGGACCUUGGAGUUCGAUACAUCGGCAGUUGCUGCAGGACUUAUGCCACGGACAUAAUAAAAAUACGAGCAGAGGUGAAGCGUUGGCAAGCCGAGGCAAAGAACUCUGUAUAAAUUAAGGUACGUCAUGUGAGUGGAUGAGUACCAUGUAACGAAAGUUCCGAUUUCUAUCUAGGUAUAGAAAACAGAAAAGUAAACAUAUACUUUGUAAAUUGUGAACCGUACUACAUUAUUAUGAUAUACUCCACAAAUACAUCUUUUUGUUUCUAAGGGAAAUUAUGUAUCGAUACUGUGCUAAAUUUACACUUUUAUAAAACUUGUGAUAGUUAUAAACGUAAAAUAAAGCAAUUGUUCUAUUGUACGUCAGUAUGAUAA